GCCACAGGUUGCUCACCUGUGUGCUGGAGCGCUCGAGUCACACACAGAGAGCACGCGCGAGAGCUCCGUGCUGCAGCCAGUGGCGGCGGACGCGCGCUGCCAUUCCAACACUCACAUUCCCGGUGCGACGGAACGAAAGCGCACGCUGGCGACGAACCUCCGUGAUAUUAACCGUUGCUACUCUACUGGAAAUUACGGACGUUUCUUCGCUGGGGUCGUGGUCUAUAAAACACCGGAACGGGGGAGAUACCGGAGGGGUCGGUAAAGCGCAGCUCCUUUAACGCCACGUCGACUAAAACAAACAAACUAAAACAGUUGGUUUUUUUCGGUUUGAACCGGACUUUUAACGCCGUGAACCAUGCUGGACCCGUCCUCCAGCGAAGACACCGGCGGGGAGUCCGACCCAGAAGUUGUGCAGGAGACUCCGAGGAAACCAGCAGCCGGUCCGGCGGGGAAACGUGGGAACAACACCAGCAGCACCUGCAGCAACACCAGCAGCAGCAGCAGCCGGGCGCGCGGCCAGCGGCGUCAGUCCGCCGCACCUGGAGGUUCCCCCGGUAAAGGUGCUAAAGACAGCAAAGCUACAGGUGAAGAGGAGGAAGAGGAGGAGAGGAAGGAGCGCGAGCGGAUCCAGAAGGAGGAAGAGCAGAGGAAAAUUAAACUGCAGAUUUACGUGUUCGUGCUGCGGUGCAUAGCCUACCCGUUCAACGCCAAGCAGCCCACCGACAUGGCCCGGCGGCAGCAGAAGGUGAGUCCAGAGCCGAAACAACACGCACCUCUGGACAACGUGGACGAGCAGGCGGCUCAGAUCCGCAGAGAGCUGGACGGAAGGUUACAGCUGGCCGAGAAGAUUUCCAGGGAGAGGAGACACCCGAAGUUCGUCUCCGCCGACAUGGAGCCCCUCUACGUGGAGGAGCUGCGUUCGUCAGUCAACCUGCUCAUGGCCAAUCUGGAGAGUCUGCCGGUCUCCAAAGGAGGGCCGGACUUCAAGCAGAAGCUCAAACGCUCCUCCAUGAACAACUCCUUCCUGGACAUGGGAGACGAGGGAGACAUCCUGUCCAAGUCUGACGUGGUGCUGUCUUUUACUCUGGAGAUUGUGAUCGUGGAGGUCCAGGGUCUGAAGUCCGUGGCUCCAAACCGGGUCGUUUACUGCACCAUGGAGGUGGAGGGAGGAGAAAAGCUGCAGACGGACCAAGCUGAAGCCUCCAGACCUCAGUGGGGGACUCAGGGGGACUUCACCACCACUCACCCGCUGCCCUCGGUCAAAGUGAAGCUGUUCACCGAGAGCACCGGGGUCCUGGCUCUGGAGGACAAAGAGCUGGGCCGGGUGGUCAUGAAUCCCACCACAAACGGACUGAAGCAGGCCGAGUUCCACCGGAUGGUGGUCCCCAAGAACAGCCAGGACACAGAGCUGAAGAUCAAGCUGGCAGUCCGCAUGGACAAACCCCCCAACAUGAAGCACAGCGGGUAUCUGUACGCGGUGGGACAGAGAGUCUGGAAACGCUGGAAGAAAAGAUAUUUUGUUCUGGUUCAGGUGAGUCAGUACACGUUCGCCAUGUGCAGCUACAGAGAGAAGAAGGCGGAGCCUCAGGAGCUGAUGCAGCUGGAGGGCUACACGGUGGACUACUGUGACCCUCAGCCAGGCCUGCAGGGCGGCCGGGUGUUCUUUAACGCGGUGAAGGAGGGCGACCUGGUGAUGUUUGCGUGUGACGACGAGCAGGACCGGAUGCUGUGGGUCCAGGCCAUGUACCGAGCCACCGGGCAGUCCUACAAGCCGGUCCCUCCCACGCAGAAGAAGACCACAAACUGCCGAGGACUCCAGAAACCUGCGUCCCCCAUCAGUCUGGAUCCGUCUCAGCGUCAGGGCGUGGAGGGGCUAAUCUCUGCCGCUCCGUGUCGCUUCGACCACGCCGCCCUCUUCACCAUCUUACAGAAGCAAACUCUGCAGCACCGCAUGAGCGACUCCUUCUCCUGCCUGGGUUGGUUCAGUCCCGGUCAGGUGUUCGUCCUGGAUGAGUACUGCGCCCGCUACGGCGUUCGAGGCUGCCACCGCCACCUGAGCUACCUGAAGGAUCUGAUGGAUUAUUCGGAGAACAGCGCGCUGGUGGACCCGACGCUGCUGCACUACAGCUACGCCUUCUGCGCCUCCCACGUCCACGGAAACAGGCCUGAUGGGAUGGGGACGGUGACCGUGGACGAGAAGGAGAACUUUGAGGCCAUCAGGGGUCGCCUCAUGUCUCUGCUGGAGAACCAGAUCACACAUUUUAGGUACUGCUUUCCCUUUGGACGACCAGAUGGGGCCCUGAAGGCGACGCUCUCCCUGCAGGAGCGGGUUCUGAUGAAGGACAUCACCACGCCGGUUCCUCAGGAGGAGAUGAAGAAACUGGUGCAGAGAUGUUUGGAGAACGCAGCUCAAAUCAACUACAGUCAGCUGAUGGAGUACGCUCAGAUUAAAGCGGAUCCUCAGGCAGCUCCGGAGAAGAGACUGGAGGACAUGAUGAGACUGGGAGAGCUCUGCAUCGAAGUCCUGCAGCAGAACGAGGAACAUCACUCCGAGGGAAGAGAGGCUUUCUCGUGGUGGCCGGAGCUGAUGGCCGAACACGCCGAGGCCUUUCUGUCCCUGUACAGAGCCCACAUGGACGGCGCUCUGCAGGUCCAGCCCGUCGACUCCUGGGACAGCUUCCCGCUGUUCCAGCUCCUCAACAACUUCCUGCGAAUGGACCUUCACCUGUGCAAUGGGACGUUCCACAAACACCUGCAGGACCUGUUCGUCCCCCUGGUGGUGCGCUACAUCGACCUGAUGGAGUCGUCCAUUGCCCAGUCCAUCCACCGCGGCUUUGAGCAGGAGACCUGGCAGUCAGUCAAGUCGUUAACUAACAAUCUAGCGAGCGUUCCUCUUCCCAAAGUCCCCAGCCUCCCUCUCACGCUGCCACAGAUGCCCAGCUUCUCAGCACCCGCCUGGAUGGGGCCGCUGUGUGAGAACACCUUGCAAGGGAUAAAUCUACCUGACAUCUUUAACGGCUCGGCCACCUCGGAGGACUUGUUCUGGAAGCUGGAUGCUCUGCAGAUGUUCGUGCUGGACCUCCACUGGCCGGAGCCCGAGUUCGCCAAACAUCUGGAGCAGAGACUCAAACUGAUGGCCAGCGACAUGAUGGAGGCCUGUGUCAAGAGAACAAAAUCUGCCUUUGAUUCCAAAAUGCAAAAAGCGGCUAAGUCAACGGACUUCAGGGUGGCGCUGUCGGUCUGCACCAUGUUCAACGUGCUGAUGGACGCCAAGAAGCAGUGCUCCAAACUCUGCGUGCUGGACACGGGUCAGGAGAUUGACAAACAAUGGGUAAGUCCCUCUAUCGCCUCUCACCUUAUCCUUUUUCUUUCAUGUCACACUUCUCCACCUAAAGAAAGAAGUUCAGUAACUCUUUAUGAUAACCACAUUAAUAAAUGUUCAAUUGAUAUUUGUCCAAAUAUUGAUAAAUGGGUCAAACACAGGACUUUCACCCAGGAGACUUGUUUGGCCGCUGUUUUAGACGGCGUCCUCUCCAAGCUCUCCAGAUACGAUGAAGGGACGUUCUUCUCUUCUAUCCUCUCGUUCACAGUGAAAGCAGCUGCCAAAUAUGUGGAGGUCCCUAAACCAGGGAUGGAUCUGGCCGACACGUACAUCACCUUCAUACGGCAGAACCAGGACAUCCUCCGAGACCGCGUCAACGACGAGCUGUACGUCGAGAAGGUGUUUGACCAAUGGUACAGCGGCUCCAUGAAGGUGGUGUGUGUUUGGCUGACGGACAGACUGGACCUGCAGCUCCACACGUACCAGCUGAAAACACUCAUCAAGAUUGUGAAGAAGACCUACCGCGACUUCCGGCUGCAGGGCGUCCUGGACGUCGUGCUGAACAACAAGAGCUACGAGACCGUCUACAACCGGCUGACGGUGGAGGAAGCCACGGCGGCCGUCAAGUCGGGCGACGGCCUGCAGGGCAUCAGCAUGAGGGACAGCGACGAGGAGGACGAUUGAACGCACAUCAUUACCUCCACGUUGAUACUUAACAGAUCAGGACCUUCCGUCACCGUGUGAGUUCUGUUGUAGAUAAGAAAAGUCACACGUGUGCAGUAGAGGUGUCAUUCAUCGUGACCGGAGGUCCUGAUCGGGUAAGGACGAACGCUCAGGUGGUGACCCCCUUCCCUACCCCCUUCUACCCGACCUGUCACAUGCUCACUGCCCUGACACACUGCCGUACAUGCACGAGUGAGAAAAGACAGGGACUCGUGGUGACGGACCCUCUGGACGGUGCUGAGACGAACCCCGUCCUCCUCCCCCUCUCACCUGCGGGACAGGAAGCCCCGCCCUCCUCCACGUGCAGCCGUACUCUGAUUGAUGUCACUUUGUACAGCAGAGCUCAGCGAUCGCCGUCAGGGCGGCUCCCUCUGGUUUCGUGUUCACCCACAGUUGUAGCGUAAUGUUAAGAAAAGUUGUUUUUAACAGACAGCAACGGCAGCAAAAUCAACUAAAGACAUUUAUUUUCAUUGGAAUUUAUUGGAAUUGUAAGGUUCUAUUUGACUUUCAUUCACAAUCAUAUCUUUGAAUGUUACUUUAUACUGUUAUGGUCUUAUUUUAUAACCAACCUAUUUGGUUAAAGGUACAAGUCAAGAGUCCUGCUAGCUUCCUCUGUAUGCUGAAACAUCCGUUACAACCCACAGCACCUGUCUCCACCAGGCGGCAACCUCCGGUUCUGAAAAAUAAAGUCAACGCUUCAUGUGCUAAAGCUGCAUUCUCUCUAGUGUCCAUCAGGGGGCGACUCCUCUGAGUGUGUAGAAGCUCACCCCUGUUCGCGUCGGCCAACGUUGGAUCCUUUAAGCACGUCUACAAUAUCUCUCGAACCGUUGCCACGUAGCUUUUAAUUGGCUAAAUGUAAUCUGACCUUAGAGGUGGCAGAUCAUAACAUCGCCUUGUUUAGGUCGGACAAUGCGACAACACACUGACGAUCGGUUGAGCCUUGAGGGUGUCAUGGGGUCUGGUCAAAUCGAAAGAGCUUAUCUUUUGGGGACCAACAAUGUGCCCACGACAUUGAUCUGCUUUGAUGUUUCUCAUCUAAAUGGAAACGUGGAAGAGUAAUAAUGGUGGUAGUAGAGAAAGAUCAGGAUGUCGUUAGGAUUCAUCACAGAAGGAGUUGAACGGACAUUUAACUGUUUUCCUUGGUCAUUUGACUUGCACAAAAGAAAAUGGCGAUUUGUGUUAGUUGCAAUGGUGACAACCGCAUAAAGUGUUAGGUCUGUUUGGUAACCUAUGUAUGUAACUAACGGUUCGUACGUAAGUUACCUAACAAAGGUGACGGAACGUAACUUUUUCUAAAUUUCACUUUCAAAGCGUGCGGGUAGUUGCGGUUUUGGACCGUCUGAAGGAAUUCAAUUUAAAUUGAUAACCAGCGAUAACGACAUCCAAUCGGCUGAUAGCAUUUGAAAUUGGUGGCUGAGAAGCUUUGCCUUGAAAUGUAAUCUGGGGUUCAGCCCAAUGGUCCGUCGAGGUUUCAUCCGGCGAUGGGGUCGAGCUUUCAGAACAAAAACAGAAAGUAGUUAAAGGCCAAAUGUUUGGUGUUCAGAGUCUCACAUCUGCAGAAGAACUCUUACAACUCCAAGCUCAUGGACCGUUGCUGCACCGCUGUAUCUACUGAACCUUCUGAUGAACAAACGACCGGUAUAGCCUCAGGCGGUAAAAGAUGCAAAAAAAUCCACGAUCCAGUUUCACCACCGGAAGGUCUUUAAAAGUGUCGAAACUCUCUGUUUGGGUAGAUAAUUGUUCAGAAUCGUGACUACACGGUGACGCAGUCGCCGUUAUCUCUGUUCAUCGUAAUUUUAACUGUUGUGAAGAGUAUUGAGCUGUGGAGUGAUUUGGUCGUACUGCCUGAUGUGCAUCGUGUCCAACCGUCGAUCAAAGUCUUCAAAACGUGCUGACGAACUGGAAAGACGUCUGGACUCUUUCAGCGGGAACGUGGAUCUGUUUUUAAUCCGAUCGAUGUGUUUUUGAUGCCGCCGUUCAUUCCCGCUCUACCGUCUGUUUGCUUGUCGUCGUUGAGAUAAAAGAAAAAGAAAAGUCAGUGUAGGCCUCCGAUCAACUCUCUGCAACAACCGGCCGUUUGUUUUAACUGUCGGUCCGGUUUGUGUCAGUGCAGUUCAGAGGCCAACAACAUAUAUGAAGAAGUAUAUUUAUAUUGUCUUACUGUGCACCUGUUUUGUUCAGGUGUCUUAACUGAGUGUCACAUUAAAAGUGUUUUUAAAGCACCUGUGUUUUCACCGCGUGGGUUUUUAUUGUACUCAAACUACAGAUUCAUUUAUUUUUUUAGUUUUAUUAGAAAAGAGACGAU
Molecule: messenger RNA, 6353 nt
Organism: Anarrhichthys ocellatus (wolf-eel)
Lineage: Eukaryota; Metazoa; Chordata; Actinopteri; Perciformes; Anarhichadidae
Gene: cadps2
Product: Ca++-dependent secretion activator 2
Exons: 29
Coding region: 359-4009 (1216 amino acids)
Biological process (GO): dense core granule exocytosis; synaptic vesicle exocytosis
Source: RefSeq, a predicted model, not a curated record